Messenger RNA from Pocillopora meandrina, 1253 nucleotides. The record is from the annotation of a GenBank genome assembly. NCBI's taxonomy places the organism in Eukaryota, Metazoa, Cnidaria, Anthozoa, Scleractinia, Pocilloporidae.
AUGUAUUUGAAAGAGUUAUUCCCUAUGAAUAAGGUAUUGGAGCUUCGAACUGAACUAAGGGAUCUGCACUUUUCCCCCUCGAAUGUAAAGACUGGUAAACGAUAGCCAAAGCUGGACAAAACUCUUAGCAUCAGAUCUUCUUUAUAAAAGGAAACCCCAUCUCGAGUAUUACCAUCGUGAUACCGUCUUUUGCAUCUUUCAUAUCAUCCUCUAAACAAAGAAAGUCAAUUUUCUUAUCUGCUGUUUUUUGGGGAGACGUUUCUGAAAUCUCAAACAACGGCUGGCAAGGAGAGGAAUGUACUUGGAGAUCCGGUCUGGCGCUAAGAUUGCAGUUUACAUACAGUUCUUUGACUUUUAUUACAGGUAUUCGUGUCUUAUUGACUGGUGUGCAGAUAGCUUCAGUUAUCAAGGCGUUAUCGGAUAUCUAUCGAGCCUUAUUUGGAACCAACCUCAGCUGGCAGUUUUCUUCGCCUACUUCCCUCAUGAAGAACGCCCUGAUUCUCAAGACAUCUUGUACCUAAUUUGCUGCCCGUCUCAACUUAAAGAAAAGGUGCGGGCUGAAAUUACGAAUCAAGCUAAUGCGCCUACUUCAAGUGAUUCAGACUCCCGCAUCAGUAUGAUUCCUGGGCGUGAUAGGGCUUACGUCUCCCUCAUAGGAGGGAUCAGAGCGAUUGAGGAAGAUGACAUGGAUGAAUUUUAUCUCCAGUAAGUUUUUAGAUACGCUUCACUGAGAAAACCCUCAGUAUGCUAUUAACCUGAAGUUUUAUUCCAGUAGGUUUUCUUUAAAUAAUUCCAAGAGGGCAAUGCCAAUUUGUUUAAUCAAAUUCAAAAUAGCAAUCAGCAGAGAUUUAAAGUUGAGUUGUUAUUGAUAGAAUUUAACUCAAACUUUGACUUCAUAAAUUCACUUUUUUUCUCAUAUAAAUUGCAGGUGCUAUAGAGCCCAGAGAAAUGAUUAAAUUCUAAUUCAGGUUAUCGCGGUACACUCGCUCCCUGUUCCCCGUUUCGAGUUCCUCGUUCGACGUUUAGGUAACAUCCGUCCCACUUCCUCUGUAGAAAAACGGCAAAGAUUCUUGCUAAUAAAUACAUCCUUUUUCGUGCUGAUAAGAAUUAUUUUUAACAGGUUUAUAAGCGAUGACGUCCAUAAAGUUCAAGUUCCAAUCCGUGUUAUUGAUGACAAAGGACUUUCAGGGGUGAGGUUUUUUAAAACACCGAAGUUUGAAAAAGGCACUCUGCUAUGUCGAUUGAAUUUUCGA